AGCUUUAUAAAGCUUGGCCACGAUAAAAAUAAAGUACAUCUACAUUUUGUUAAUACUAUUGUACAAAGGAAAAUGUUGCUAAACUAAUUGGCAAUUUAGCCACAAGAACGGCCGCAAAAAUACAAGUGCAAUACGUGCAAACGCUGGGACAGCGCGCUUUUCAUUUUGCUCUGCUCGUUAUCACGCAAAAACGCCGCCGCCAACACGUACGCACACCAGUAAAAAAUAAAAAAAAAAACAAUAAAGACAUCAGCGCCACCGCCACCACCACCACCAACAGCUUCACAUAUGCACUAAACUAACCGCAAUUGCCGCUACAGCUGCAGCAACUACUAAAGCAAAAGCCAUACAAUCAAUAUACCAAAAAAAAAAAAAAAAAAAACGCUUGCAAACAAGGCAAACGCUUCAAUAGAAGAGAGAGUGAAAUGAUAAAGUCUACUACCAACACACAGGAACUGCGUCUGCCACGCCCCGACGAACAGCAACCGCCACCACAGCAGCCGGCACAUCAACAACUACCAACCGUCAUAGCAAACGUAGCCGCUGGAUCCCCUGCCGCCACCGCGCACACAAUGGAUACGCUGAAGACUGCGUUCCUGCCAAAUCUCAGUAUGGAUCCCAACGUAAUAAGUACUCACUACUGCCCAAUGUGUCAUCAGCAAUUUGAGCGAGCGCAGCAUGCUGCAGAACACAUGCAUCUGUGUCAUGGUAUCGCGUUGAAUACUCAGGGAUCUAUCACGACGCUGGAGGCUGCACAGCAGCAGCAACAACAGCACUUGAAACCUAGCUAUCCCUGUAACAACUGUGAUGAGAAGUUUGUGAGCGCCCAGCAGCUGGACGAACAUUAUCGCAUGGCGCACCAAGCCCCGGCAUUUCUAGCUCGCUGCAUUGUCUGCAGCGUCUAUGGCGUCAAUUCAGCCACGCAGAAUCCCGACGAAUACAAGUGCGCACAUUGCGGCUCCUUGUGUACAGCAGCUAUGUUGGCGGCUGGGCAGCAAGCGUUUAUGGAGCAGCAGGAGGCGCCAGUAACGCCAGACGAGAUGCCGGCAAUUGCGCCGCGUGAUAUGAGACUGACGCCGGAAGAGCAACAUCAUCAGCAGCAGCAGCAGCAAUUGCAGCAGGAACAACAACAUCAUCAUCAACAACAGCAACAAGAGCUGUUGGAGCAUCAGCAGCGGGAUCAACAGCAGGACGAUUUGAGUGAUGCAACAGCACAGGGGGCGCUGAAGGUGCCUCCACUGACGGUCAAGCUGAACAAAAAUGGCAAUGGUGGCACUGUCACGCAUCCGCAAGUUAUCAUUAAGGAGGAGCCGCUCAGCCUGAGCGAUAGUGGCGAUGUCAACUCGGUGCCUGCCUAUGCAAUUCAAGCGAAUCCAGCCGUGCAGCCACCAACUUCUGGCGCCACCGCCACCAGCGUACUUGUGAGCCCGCAAACGGGGGCCUCUGAUCAGGCGCACAAGAUUCGGCACAAAUGUCCCGAUUGCCCGAAAACUUUCAAGACACCCGGCACGCUGGCCAUGCACCGCAAGAUACAUACGGGCGAAGCAGACGCCACGCCCAAAGAACGCCCCUACACGUGCUCCUACUGCGGCAAGUCCUUCACUCAAUCGAAUACACUAAAACAGCACACUCGCAUACAUACAGGUGAGAAACCAUUUAGAUGUGGCUAUUGUGGCAGGGCGUUCACUGUUAAGGAUUACCUGAACAAACAUUUAACGACUCACACGGGUGAAAAACCAUUUCAUUGCGGCUACUGUGAGAAAUCCUUCAGCGUUAAGGAUUAUCUAACGAAGCACAUACGCACACACACCGGCGAGAAACCAUACACCUGUCCGUACUGUGACAAGCGCUUCACGCAGCGUAGCGCUCUCACCGUUCAUACAACGAAGCUGCAUCCGCUCUAGGGAAGGCCCAGCGGUGGGCGCGUAAUAGUUGACCCAAAGAAACCAAGCACCACAGCUUAGAGAACAACAACCAACAAACUCAACAGUAAUGAAAGACGAUUUCAAAGACGAAACCUUUAAAUGGCGGGAACAUCAAGCAACCAACGACAGGCAAAUUUUCACAGUGCUGCUAGGGCUCGUGUUAGGAUUUUGCUAAAUAUAAAUUAAACUAAAGGAA
This is a messenger RNA of Scaptodrosophila lebanonensis, 2121 nucleotides long. It is a transcript of the gene Cf2, whose product is annotated as chorion transcription factor Cf2. Gene Ontology annotation, biological process: regulation of transcription by RNA polymerase II. Lineage: Eukaryota; Metazoa; Arthropoda; Insecta; Diptera; Drosophilidae. The transcript is spliced from 4 exons. The coding region runs from base 426 to 1904 and encodes 492 amino acids. Gene Ontology annotation, molecular function: DNA-binding transcription factor activity, RNA polymerase II-specific; RNA polymerase II cis-regulatory region sequence-specific DNA binding. The record is from RefSeq and is a predicted model, not a curated record. Gene Ontology annotation, cellular component: nucleus.